Rattus rattus (black rat) is the source of this 1489-nucleotide messenger RNA. It is a transcript of the gene Afmid, whose product is annotated as arylformamidase. Bases 43 to 963 code for a protein of 306 amino acids. The record is from RefSeq and is a predicted model, not a curated record. Gene Ontology annotation, molecular function: arylformamidase activity. The transcript has 11 exons. Lineage: Eukaryota; Metazoa; Chordata; Mammalia; Rodentia; Muridae.
CAGUGAAAACCCUGGACUCGACUAAGCCCUCGGGAUCUGGCCAUGGCUCUUCCUUCCUCUCCUUCUCCCGGCCAGGCUCCGUGGAGGACCCUGUCUUCAGAGGAACUGGAGAAGCAGUACUCACCCAGCAGAUGGGUCAUCCGCAUGAAACCAGAGGAAGUUGUCCGGAAUUUCAUGCAGAUAGGAAGCCAGGCCACCCAGAAGGCCCGGGCCACCAGGAGGAACCAGCUGGAUGUCUCCUAUGGAGAUGGUGUAGGGGAGAAAAUGGAUAUCUACUUUCUGGAUGAGGAUUCCAAAGCUUUCCCCCUCUUCAUGUUCUUGCAUGGAGGAUACUGGCAGAGUGGAAGUAAAGAUGACUCGGCGUUCAUGGUAAACCCACUGACGGCACAGGGAAUUGUGGUGGCCGUCGUGGCUUAUGACAUUGCACCCAAAGGCACACUGGACCAGAUGGUGGACCAGGUGAGCCGCAGCGUUGUGUUUCUGCAGAGACGCUAUCCGAGCAAUGAGGGAAUCUACCUCUGUGGACACUCUGCGGGAGCUCAACUGGCCGCCAUGAUGCUCCUGGCCAGCUGGACCGAGCAUGGCGUCACACCCAACAUCCAAGGCCUUCUCCUGGUGAGUGGGAUCUACGACCUGGAGCCCCUCGUAUUUACCUCCCAAAAUGACCUUCUGCACAUGACCCUGGAAGAUGCUCAGAGAAACAGUCCGCAGCGACUCUUGGAGAUGGCUCCAGCACGGCCUGUGGUUCCAGCCUACCCUGUGCUGGUGGUUGUGGCUCAGCACGACUCUCCAGAGUUCCACCGACAGUCCAAGGAGUUCUGUGAGACACUACGCCUUGCAGGAUGGAAGGCCUCUUUCCAGGAACUGUGUGGUGUGGAUCACUUUGACAUCAUAGAGAAUCUGACCCGGGAGGAUUAUGUCCUCACCCAGAUCAUUUUGAAAAUGAUCUUCCAGAAGCUGUGAGGACACCCAGUCCCCAGCCUGCAUGCACCUCAGAGAGCCUCCAAAAAUGAAGUGACCGUUCCACCUCACGCUGGCUUGCCUGUCCACCCUGUAUAGUCUCCCUGCUGUGAACACACUCUCCUCUCCCGCCAUUCUUCGCCCCACCGAGAUGGAACUCCGGGGAAAGCCUGCAGAUUGUCACUGGGAGAUACACACAGCCACCACCUGGCCAAGUCUGUCCCCCCAGCCCCACCCCGAGCCUGCUUACAGGGCGUGGCAAUCACCCUCUGGCUGGCUUUCUAUGGGAGUUAGCAGUAUCAGUGUGGACUGGCUGCGGCUGAGGCUGUAGCCGAGUGCUGGAGUUCUGCCUAUCUCCUGCUGCAAGAGAGGGUGGGGUGGGGAGAAGGGAUGAAGCCAGAAGGCCAGACUGGCCAGACCGGCCAACCACUGGGGGAUGUAACUCAGUAACUCACUGGUAGAAUGACCAGCCAACACGCAUAGGAUCGUGGGUUUUAACAAGGAAACCUGGUAUUAACAAGGAAAAAAA